AUUUUGUUCGAGAGCGGCAACAAUGGCGGUUUCCACACGCAUGGCACUCCUGCUCACCCUUUGCGUCCUCGGUUGCUGCGUGUUCGCCCCGUCCUUGGCUGCCUCCGGCGACUUCCUCCAGUGCCUCUCGUCGAGCGUCCCCAGCGAGCGCGUGUUCACGCCGAGCUCGCCGUCGUUCACUUCGGUCCUGGUGUCGUCGAUCCGGAACCCCAAGUUCUUCACCCCGGCCACGGUGAGGCCGCUCUGCAUCGUGACGCCCACCAACGCGUCCCACGUCCAGGCCGCGGUGCUCUGCGGCCGCCGCCACGACGUGCGCGUCCGCGUGCGCAGCGGCGGGCACGACUACGAGGGGCUCUCUUACCGGUCCGAGCGCCCCGAGGUGUUCGCGGUGGUCGACCUCGCCAACCUCCGCGCCGUGCGCGUCGACCGCGUCGCGGCCACCGCGUGGGUGGACUCGGGCGCGACGGUCGGGGAGCUGUACUACGCCGUCGCGAAGGCGGCGCCCGGGCUCGCGUUCCCGGCCGGCGUGUGCUCGACCAUGGGCCUGGGCGGCCACUUCAGCGGCGGCGGCAUGGGCAUGAUGAUGCGCAAGUACGGCCUCUCCAUCGACAACGUCCUCGACGCCACGCUGGUCGACGCCAACGGGAGGCUCCUGGACAAGGAGGCCAUGGGGAGCGACCUCUUCUGGGCCAUCCGCGGCGGCGGCGGCGGGAACUUCGGCAUCGUGCUGUCGUGGAAGAUCAGGCUGGUACCUGUCCCGUCGACGGUGACGUUCUCCAACAUCCAAAAGACCAUUGACCAGGGCGCGGCCAGCGCCGUGACCAAAUGGCAAACGCUCGCGCCGGCCCUCCCCGAGGACCUCAGCAUACGGGUGAUCGUGCAGAACCAGCAGGCCCUCUUCCAGACCCUGUAUCUCGGCGGCUGCAGCGCGCUGGUGCGCGCGAUGAGCAGCCUGUUCCCGGAGCUCGGCAUGACGCGCGCCGACUGCCGGGAGAUGAGCUGGCUGCAGUCCACGGUCUACAUCAACUCCGGCGACAUCAAGACGCCGGUGGAGACGCUCCUCAACCGGACGACCAGCCUGAGCACGUUCACCAAGAACAAGUCCGACUACGUCAAGCAAGCCAUCACAAAGGACACGUGGGACAAGAUCUUCCCCUGGUUCAACGGCUCCGCCGCGGGGCUCAUGAUCCUGGAGCCUCACGGCGGAAGGGUCGGCAGCAUCGCCGAUGCGGACACGCCAUACCCUCACCGGAGCGGCGUGCUCUACAACAUCCAGUACGUCGCGUUCUGGACGGGCAACGGCACGGACGGGCCGGACUGGAUCAGCGGUCUGUACAACUUCAUGGAGCCGUUCGUUAGCAAGAGCCCGAGGGGCGCGUACGUGAACUACCGGGACCUGGACAUCGGGGAGAACACGGUGGUCGGCGGUGUCACGAGCUACGACAGCGGCAAGGUGUGGGGUGAGAGUUACUUCGGAGGCAACUUCGAGAGACUCGCCAUCACCAAGGGGAAGGUGGACGCCGGCGACUACUUCAGAAACGAGCAGAGCGUUCCGCCACUUCUCUCGAGGAAGUGAAAGUGUAACCUGGCCAGUCCAAUUUGAAGACAUUGAACUAUAGCAGUGGUUAUAAAAUACUAGUAUGGCUUAUAAUGGAAGAUCCAUGAUAGCUAUUACCUCUGCCAAAAUAUACGACGUUUCUUUUACUAGUUUAGCUUUAAAAAACGUAUUAGUACUAGUUAUACUAAAAAUGGUUGCAGUAUAUUUUCUGAGAUUUGAUUUUAUUGUAUAAACAUGAAUAUUUGAAUUAAUAAUAUAUUACAUAUAUUUCACACCAUA
Messenger RNA from Triticum urartu, 1837 nucleotides. Lineage: Eukaryota; Viridiplantae; Streptophyta; Magnoliopsida; Poales; Poaceae. The record is from RefSeq and is a predicted model, not a curated record.